Messenger RNA from Drosophila subpulchrella, 505 nucleotides. RefSeq lists its product as uncharacterized. The transcript has a single exon. Lineage: Eukaryota; Metazoa; Arthropoda; Insecta; Diptera; Drosophilidae. The record is from RefSeq and is a predicted model, not a curated record. Bases 125 to 388 code for a protein of 87 amino acids.
UUACCCUAUUCAUUUUGAUACUUUGGAUAUCAUUCUCAGAGUCAUUUAUACGUUCAAAACAGUUUUAAAACAAAGAAAUUUCUGCAAAAUUAGCCGUCACUUGCGGCCAACGAACUGAACGAGAAUGGGUCUGAAACGCUUUGUUUCCACUCUGCUGCGCAAGUCGCCGAUCCGCUCGUCGGAGCCCGGAAAGUUGGCUGCCGGAUGCCCAGCCGUUUUCUCCGAAGACGGCAUGUGGAGUGCCAAGUUCACCGGCCGUUCUGACCCGGCCAAGAUCCGCGGACAGGUGCUCAAGCAACCGCCCGGCCGCAAGGACGCCGAACUGACGCCCUCAUUUAGACUCCCACGCAAGCGAUCCUGGCUGCAAAGGCGCACGGUUCCCUCAUAGACAGCGUGGUCAAAUUACCAAAAUGCCAAAUCCGCAAUCCCAAUUUUAGCCCUCAGAGCAUGGCUGUUAUUCAGAAUCACGCAUUGGCGUGCAAAGUAAAUGAUUUAACAUUUCAAA